AUGGUUGGCAUCAUGAAGCUCUGGACAUCUCUACUCAUGACAUUCCUCUGUAUGGAACUACUGUCUGUGCUGGGAGGAGUUAAGGAAAAUCGAGUCCCAGGGGAUGAAAGACUCAUUGAGGAGUGCUGGGGAAGUCCAAAUAUCCGGGACUGUGCCAAGAAGUGUAGUACCACCUUGAAAUGUGGAAACAUGAAUCGCACAUGCUGUUGGACCUAUUGUGGAAACAUCUGUUAUAAAGCUAUAAAAAUCCAUACAAGACAUCUAAAACCCUAA
Messenger RNA from Pteropus alecto (black flying fox), 273 nucleotides. RefSeq names its product WAP four-disulfide core domain 11 (gene WFDC11). Lineage: Eukaryota; Metazoa; Chordata; Mammalia; Chiroptera; Pteropodidae. The transcript is spliced from 3 exons. Bases 1 to 273 code for a protein of 90 amino acids. The record is from RefSeq and is a predicted model, not a curated record.